Messenger RNA from Plectropomus leopardus (leopard coralgrouper), 980 nucleotides. The record is from RefSeq and is a predicted model, not a curated record. NCBI's taxonomy places the organism in Eukaryota, Metazoa, Chordata, Actinopteri, Perciformes, Serranidae.
ACUCAGUGGGUUUCUGUCUUGUUUCUGUGUGCAGUUGUGUCAGACCUGACGCUGCGAGUGUCCCAGAGUUCAGGUUACCUGCAGACGUUGGGGGCCCUCGGCUCUCCUUCGGCCCCGCUGCCCGUCCUCCUCUUCCCCCUGUGCUGCCGGGUGUGCGGCCUCACCCUGGAGGAGGCCGACCUGGAGGGGGACAAGGCCGAGGGGGAGGCGGAGGGCGACGGAGGACAGGUGUGUCGUCGAUGCUCGUUGGACGUGCUAUCCAAAGAAGACUCCGGGUCUCGAGGGUCGCGUCGGGGUCAGCGUGGCACCAAGCUGUACCGCUGUCCUCACUGCCCCUUCCUGUCCCACUACCCCAACCACCUCGCCCGCCACGCCCACACCCACUCUGAGGAGAAGCCCCACCGCUGCCCGCACUGCCCCUACACCUCCUCGCACCUUGACAACCUCAAACGCCACCUACGCGUGCACACUGGCGAGAAGCCCUACCAGUGCCCGUCGUGCAGCUACGCCUGCGGGAACCUCGCCAACCUGCGGCGGCACGAGCGCAUCCACUCGGGCGCCAAGCCGUUCCACUGCGGCGUCUGCGGCUACUCGUGCAACCAGAGCGUGAACCUGAAGAGGCACAUGCUGCGGCACACGGGCGAGAAGCCAUUCGCCUGCGCCGAGUGCGACUACACCACGGGCCACUGGGACAACUACAAACGCCACCAGAGGAAACACGGGCACAACACGGACAGCUGGGACAAACACGCGCCCAUCAACGGCCUCAGCUGGGGGAGAGACACUCAGGAGAGCCCGAGUCAGGGACAUGGUUAGAUACUGUGUGUGUGUGUGUGUGUGUGUGUGUGUGUGUGUGUGUGUGUGUCAUACACUGGUGAAGCUUCAGCUAAACUCAGGUGCCUUUGACAGACUGAACGACUUUAACGCUGCACUGACUUUAUAAGGGGCAUUUUUGUGUGUGUGUGUGUGUGUGUGUGUGU